GAACCUGAGGUAAUGAACAACGUGUAGAAGAAUUCUUUCCGAAAGAAGGAACAUCGCGGAUGCAAUAUCUGACUUCCAUUAUGCUGUAGUGGUGCACUGGUAAUUCCGAAGUGAAUGUCAUGAAGUAACGUGCAGAUGUUCUCAAAUGUCAUGAAGUGUGUUAUCUUUAAAAAAUAGCAAGAAGUUAUUUAGUGCGACGGGUAGAGAUGCUCUACGCCGGGUGCGUAUGAACGGAGCAAGCGAUCGCACGGCCCACAGUAACAAGUAGCAGCAUGUGUAGUGAGUGACUGGUCACUGUCCCACUUAAUCGCAAGUAGUAGCAGCAUGUGGAGUAGUAGGCUACCAGAGAACGCUACGCGGCUACGCAGUACUGGGCCCUAAUUAAGCAGUAGUUAGACGCCAAUCGCAGAUUCACAGCGCACCCCACCACACUACUGAGUACCGACCCCUCCCCCAAAGACGGUCGACUUAACCACCACUUCCACCGUACACCCGCCCUGCCUUCUUCUUAGCCACCCCAACUCCGUCGAGCAACACCCAAGACAAGCAUCUGUCGCCACACAAAAACAGCCACCACCAAGUCCCAAAACAAGCAAGGGACAAACAAGAAAGCCAAAAAAAUUCGAUCAUGCCACAAACGCUCGUCAUGGAGGGAAACCCGCCACGUACGGUCGCGCUCUCGGCAGCGGCAGCCGUGGUCACUGCUAUCAUGCUGUCGCUGAGCCCGUGCUGCGCGGCGUCGUCGGCGGGCGGCGGCGGGGGGCGGCACCCGGUGAUACUCAUCCCGGGCUCCGGCGGCAACCAGCUGGAGGCGCGGCUGGCGGGCGAGUACAGGCCGUCGAGCCUGACCUGCCGGGUGUGGCCGCCGGUGCGCGGGCGCGGCGGCUGGUUCCGCAUGUGGUUCGAGCCGUCCGUCGUCGUCGCGCCGCUCACCCGCUGCUUCGCCGAGCGCAUGAUGCUCUACUACGACCGCGACGCCGACGACUACCGCAACGCGCCCGGCGUCCACACCAGGGUCUCCUGCUUCGGCUCCACCUCCACCCUCCGCUACCUCGACCCAACCCUCAAGCUCCUGACGGGGUACAUGGACGUCCUGGCGACCACACUGGAGGAGAAGGCCGGGUACGAGGAGGGGCGCGACCUCUUCGGCGCGCCCUACGACUUCCGCUACGGCCUGGCCGCGCCGGGGCACCCGUCGCAGGUCGGCAGCGCCUACCUCGAGCGCCUCCGGCUGCUGGUGGAGACCGCGUGCGCGGCCAACGACGGCAGGCCGGCGAUCCUCAUGGCGCACAGCCUCGGCGGGCUCUACGCGCUGCAGUUCCUCGCCCGCGCCUCACCCGCAUGGCGCGCCGCGCACGUGAAGCGGCUGGUGACGCUGUCCGCGCCGUGGGGCGGCUCCGUGCAGGAGAUGCUCACCUUCGCCUCCGGCAACACCCUCGGCGUGCCCUUCGUCGACCCCUCCCUCAUCCGCGACGAGCAGCGCAGCUCCGAGAGCAACCUCUGGCUGCUGCCAACGCCCAAGGUCUUCGGCAACACCACGCUCGUCGUGUCAGAGUAUCACAACCGGACCUACUCCGCCAAGAACGUGACGCAGUUCCUGCAGGACAUCGGGUUCGCCGACGGUGUGGAGCCGUAUCGGGCGCGCAUACGGCCGCUCGGCGAGGUCCUGCCGGAGCCGGGCGUGCCCGUCACGUGCCUCGUGGGCACCGGUGUCGACACCGUGGAGAGCCUCGUGUUCGGGGACGAGGGAUUUGACGCCGGGCCCGUCAAGGUGGUGUACGGCGACGGCGACGGGACGGUCAACCUUGCCAGCCUCAUGGGACCCAUCAAGGCAUGGUCCGACUCGCCGGCGCAGGUCCUGGAGGUGGUGGAGCUGCCCAAGGUGUCGCACACCGGCAUCCUCAAGGACAAGAGCGCGCUCGACCAAAUCCUCAAAAUUCUUGAUUCCAUCAACCUAAACGCCACCACCACCACGACCUACCAGUCUUAGAAAUAUGUUUGCAAUAGUUUUUUCAAAGUUUUUUCGUUGGGAAAAAUGUUGUUGAGAUUUGCUAGCUAGUGACACUUGUCAGAUGGGACCCGAGAUCAAGAAUAUUCUUAACUUCAAGGGUUUAACAAAGAAGCAUCAAGUGUAUGACUAUGUAGGAUGACUAAUUU
Hordeum vulgare subsp. vulgare (domesticated barley) is the source of this 2157-nucleotide messenger RNA. Its product is annotated as lecithin-cholesterol acyltransferase-like 1. The transcript has 2 exons. Gene Ontology annotation, biological process: lipid metabolic process. Bases 629 to 1990 code for a protein of 453 amino acids. Lineage: Eukaryota; Viridiplantae; Streptophyta; Magnoliopsida; Poales; Poaceae. The record is from RefSeq and is a predicted model, not a curated record.